AUGAACGAUCCAAAUCCAGCACCAGCACAAACUCCAGCUCAACUCGAAACCGGCAACCAUGAGAAAACAGGAGAGCCAUCUCGGACUGAGGGCUAUGACAGGCUAGGCAUGGCCAUGGGACACCUCCCCGAGAUGGCUAUUCUAAGACGUUUCCGGGCGCUGUCUGCUGAAGAUCUUCUUUAUCAACAAGCUGAGCUCCAAGGGUUGGAAGAAAGACUCAGUCGGUAUCAAGCAAAAGACAAACAGUCGGAUCAUGAAGACCGUAAAACCUAUGCUUUGGAUUGGGAUACUCUUCAACGCUCUGGUGCCGAUGAUGCCGCCAACGGAGAUGUUAGUGCUCAAUGGGACACUAUCUUGAAGAUUCGACCGGGAUUGAAGGAAUACCACGAAGCUCUCAUCCGUCAUCGCCAGGUACUUGAUCUGGGACCUGCAAUUCCCCGCCAGGUCAAAGCACUUCAAAGGCUGUAA
Messenger RNA from Podospora pseudocomata, 468 nucleotides. RefSeq lists its product as uncharacterized. The transcript has 2 exons. Bases 1 to 468 code for a protein of 155 amino acids. Lineage: Eukaryota; Fungi; Ascomycota; Sordariomycetes; Sordariales; Podosporaceae. The record is from RefSeq and is a predicted model, not a curated record.